This is a messenger RNA of Sander lucioperca (pikeperch), 1128 nucleotides long. RefSeq names its product coiled-coil domain containing 90B (gene ccdc90b). Bases 187 to 909 code for a protein of 240 amino acids. Gene Ontology annotation, cellular component: mitochondrion. The record is from RefSeq and is a predicted model, not a curated record. The transcript has 9 exons. Lineage: Eukaryota; Metazoa; Chordata; Actinopteri; Perciformes; Percidae.
CUCGUUCUGAGGAACUGUUUCCGGUGUCAGUCAGCAGUGUGUAAACAGUCCGCUGUCUGUUUCACUAGUUUUUCUAGUUUUAGUUAGUACUACCAUAGAUAUAUAUAAAGUACUUACUUAGUACUUCGGAUUCACAGCUUGAAAUAAACUUUAUUGAAACUCUUUGACACUACAGCAGCCUCGGACAUGAACGCGCUGCUGGGGCGGUGUUUCCUGCGGAGGCUCGCGCACGGGACAUGGAGAGGUUUCCACGUGACGGCACCGGCAGCGACCUUUGACCUGAGGAGGGUUGAGUUGACUCCUCUGGAGCAACGGAAACUCACCUUUGACUCCCACACCAUGGUGACGGAGCUGGAGAGCAGCGGUUUUGAGAAGCGCCAGGCGGAGCUGAUCGUCUCCGCCCUCGUUACCUUGGCGACGGCCAACAUGGACAUCGUUUAUAAAGACAUGGUGACCAAAUCCCACCAGGAGAUUGCCCUGCAGCAGAUCAUGGCUCACCUGGAUGCCAUCAGGAAGGACAUGGUGAUUCUGGAAAAGAGCGACUUCGCCAACCUGCGCUCUGAGAACACGAAAAUGAAGCAAGAGUUGGAGCAGCUGCAGACCAGACUGAAGGAGGAGAGUCAGAAAGUUCGAGCAGAAACCAAACUGGACAUCAACCUGGAGCGCAGCCGCAUCUCGGACGUGUUUACAGAACAGGAGAAGAAGCUGAUGGAGGCGAGCACCGAGUUUCACCACAAGAAAGCAGACCUGGAAAACGACAACAUGGAGAUCAACAGGAAGAUCGACCUGCAGGUGGCGUCGCUCAAAACGGUCCUCGAGUCUCUGAAACUGGAGACGAUCCGCUACCUCGCAGCGACGGUGUUUUCGUGCCUGGCCAUCGCUCUAGGAGUGUACCGGCUCUGGAGGUGAACGGACUCGUUCACCUCGUAUUCCUACGCCGCACAAAGUAGUUCCAGUGAAAACUCGACCCCGAGAUCCGUUUGGAAAACGUCACAAAGCUGCAAAAUGUCACAAAUUACAAUUACUCACGUUACUGUAAUUGAAUAGUUUUUAAAAAUCUGUACUUUUACUUUUACUUCAGUAUGUUUUAGUUUGAAUUGUUGUACUCUGAUACAUUUUAAAUCACAU